Messenger RNA from Pelobates fuscus (common spadefoot toad), 3595 nucleotides. It is a transcript of the gene RECQL5, whose product is annotated as RecQ like helicase 5. Lineage: Eukaryota; Metazoa; Chordata; Amphibia; Anura; Pelobatidae. Bases 28 to 3186 code for a protein of 1052 amino acids. The transcript is spliced from 20 exons. Gene Ontology annotation, molecular function: 3'-5' DNA helicase activity; nucleic acid binding; four-way junction helicase activity. Gene Ontology annotation, biological process: double-strand break repair via homologous recombination. The record is from RefSeq and is a predicted model, not a curated record. Gene Ontology annotation, cellular component: nucleus; chromosome; cytoplasm.
GUGGGGGCAGGUAGUUUCUUGCCAUCCAUGCACUCAGAAAAAAUGUGUGCCAAGCCUUCUACCUCUUCAGCUGCCCGCUCUAAAUGCUGUGUUCAGGUGGCUCUGAAAGACAUCUUUGGUUUUAAUUCAUUUCGGUCAGAUCUCCAGGAAAAUGCAACAAGGACUGUGGUGAAAGGUGAAAGAGAUGUGUUUGUUUGCAUGCCAACUGGUGCAGGGAAGUCCUUGUGUUACCAGCUUCCUGCUGUUCUAGCCGUGGGAAUUACUGUGGUCAUCUCUCCUCUCAUUGCUCUGAUUCAGGACCAAGUAGAUCACCUGCUAAGCUUGAAGAUUAAAGCUUGCUCUCUUAAUUCAAAGUUGCCAGUUCAAGAACGCAAGAAAAUUCAGCAGGACCUGGAAAAUGAGCACCCUCAAAUCAAACUGCUGUAUAUCACCCCAGAGAUGGCAUCCUCCCCAUCUUUUCAGCCCACCCUAACAUUGCUUCUUAACCGCGGCCUUCUGUCCUACCUCAUCAUUGAUGAAGCGCAUUGUGUUUCAGAGUGGGGUCAUGAUUUCCGCCCAGAUUACAUGCGUCUGGGUAACCUGCGUGCACGGAUACCACAAACACCAUGUAUAGCCCUAACCGCGACUGCCACUAAGCAAGUGCAAAAUGAUAUAAUGGCUGCACUAAAGUUGCGUCAACCCAUAGCUAUAUUUAAAACUCCCUGCUUCCGGUACAACCUGUUCUAUGAUGUUCAAAUGAAGGAGCUACUGAGCGAUCCUUAUGGGAACCUAAAGGACUUCUGCCUGAAAGCACUGGGAGAUAAAAAUCCUAAAGGGGGUUUCUCAGGCUGUGGAAUUGUGUACUGCCGGACCAGGGAUACUUGUGAGGAGGUGGCUACUCAACUAUCCCAACGAGGGGUCAAAUCUAAAGCAUAUCAUGCUGGCCUUAAAGCAGGUGACCGAGUGUCCGUUCAAAAUGAGUGGAUGGAAGACGUGGUUCCUGUCAUUGUGGCUACAAUCAGUUUUGGAAUGGGUGUUGAUAAAGCUAAUGUGAGGUUUGUUGUCCACUGGAACAUUGCCAAGUCAAUGGCAGGCUAUUACCAAGAGUCGGGAAGGGCCGGAAGAGAUGGAAAGCAGUCCUUUUGCCGUCUGUAUUAUUCCAGAACUGACCGAGAUCAAAUCAGUUUCCUCAUCAAGAAGGAAAUAACACAAGCUCAGUCAAAAAGAGGAGACACCAAGGCAUCUGAUAAAGCUUCCAUGGCUGGAUUUGAAAUAAUGGUGAACUUCUGUGAAGAGUUGGGGUGUCGUCAUGCUGUUAUUGCACGAUAUUUUGGGGAUGAGAAGCCACUUUGUAAAAAGGCUUGCGACUGCUGUAAAAACCCACUGGCAGUGAAACGCCAAUUAGAACAAUUAGAGGGUCUCCUCCUAAGUGGGAGAAGCCGAACCUGUAUUCAGCAGCCAGCAGGACCGUCUGGAUUAUUCACAUACGACAAAGAGCUCUACGAGGGUGGUAAAAAGAGCUAUGGGUUUGCCAGCUGUGAUGAUAGUCAAGAAGGGGGCUCUGAGGAAAAUCUGGAUGAUCGAAAACGGCAGUGGAACAGCUUUUACCAGAAGCAGAUGAACAUGCGUAAGGGCAAACAGCUGGAAGAAUUCGUUGAUCCCGAUGAAGACUGCCGUUUGAAAGAUGCAUCUAAUGACAAGAUCCCCAAACUCACAGUAAAGGCACGGGAACAUUGUCUCAAGAUGUUACAGGAUGCUCUGAGCAAGAAUUUGGAAACAGCAGACAAAGAUAACCGUUUUGAUGCAGGUGCCUCAGCUGUGGACCUUGAGUAUGACGUUUUCCGAAGCAGCAAGAUGUCAAACCUGUACAAGGCAGCAAUACUGAAAAGGGUUGCUGAAAUUAACAAGGCAUCAAAAGAUAGAGAGCUGCACAUGGUGUUUGAAUCCAAUGACUGUGGUCAGAAAACAGAAGAAAAAACGGAUUCCUCAGAAUGUGGAUUUGUAUCUGCAUCGCAAAUGCAUUCGGUUAAGUGUAAACGGAUUGGAGCACCGUCUCCAUUUCAGUCUGCAUCCAGCAUGUUAGAAUCUAUAAAACCAGAAGAUAAAAAAAUACUGUCUGAUCCGGGGAAUAACCGGGAGCUAGUCACGAAGAGUGCUGCAGCCAACUCAGAAAAUAAAGAAAGUUUAAAGUUGAGUAGUCCUAAUAAAAAGGUGGAUAGUCCCAGCAAAAAGAUUAAGCUUAACAAAAAGAAAAAAGAUCUUGAAACUGCGGCAGUGAAGGACUCACAGAAAAUUUCCAAAUUUUUCUCAUCUCAAACCAAAAUCGAACAUCUACAAGCUGUCCAAACCAGCACAGCAAAUUGCAGUGAGAGUCCUAACAGAGAUAUGUUGAUGAGCCAAGACCUAGUGAACGGGCACGAGCCAAAUAGUCAAGGAACAGAUCUUCUAGAUCCACACAGCAAACACCUGGGGUCUAGUGACAGCACAUGUAUAGGGCGACCAGAAACCAAGGAUCUCUUGAUGGACAUUAAAUUUCCACAUGCAUCAGACACAAGUGACCUCAUUAAGGACAUGCCUGUGACGCAACCAUUACAACAGCAGAAACCUCACAGCAACUCAUCUUUGCAAACUUUUCAGGAGACACCACCACGAACUUCCAAUUUACAGGAACCAAAAGAUAGUAGUUUAACCCUGCAAUCAACACAUAGCAGCAGGAUAGAUACUUCCAAGAGGCCUAGGUCACCAGAACAAAAACCUGAUGUCAACGAUCCAGGAGAGCCAGCCAGCAAGAAAGCAAGAACAGAUAUAAAGUCAUCUUCCAUUUUGUUUCACCCGGACAAAGGAGUUGGCAUGCAAGGAAAAAAGAAAGUGACCUUUGACCCCACACUGAGCGCGGAAGAUAAAGAAGGGACAGCCAAAAUCCUGCAACCACCAAUUGGAAACAAAGUAGUGAGCUUGAAGGAGACAGCUGACAUAGUGGUGAAAUACCUGACCCCCUUCUUCCGUGAUGGGAAGUUUGCAUCCAAGGAUUUGUUUAAAGCAUUUGCAAGACAGCUCUCUCACUUCCUCGCAGGGGGAAACAAGACACCUUUGAGGAAAAAUGUAAAAGAAGAUGCCCAGCGGCUGAUCAAGACUUUUUUUAAAAACCGGACAACAUGUCAGUGUGAAAAGGACUGGGAAGAAUUAUUGCAGAGUACCUCAACGUGAUACCCAGUGUGUGGGGAUAAGAAAUCCAGAGGCUGGUUGAGGAGUCAAAUAAAAAAAAAAAAUAGACAGAAGUUAACUAUGCACCUAAAUAAGAGUACAAGCCCAUGGCUACCUCAGCCCAUUGACCGUCUGUUGGGCUUGGACGUACAGUCCAGGAAGCCAUUGUAUCCUUUGCACACUGCAUCUGAAUGCUGGCAAUUAUUUUUCUUGUAACAGCAGUCCGGAAUAACUGAGAUAUCCUUCCCUAUUCAUUGUUUAACGCUUGAAAUAGUGAGCAUGAAGUCACUGUAAUCUGAGGGAUAUGUGUGUUUUCUGCAAGUGGCAAUCAUGGUGUGUUUAUUUUCUUCUUGACAGUCAAGAGAGAAAAAAAAGUCUUCUAAAGUUAACAACCAUGUGGGCAAUACAUCUU